Molecule: messenger RNA, 1250 nt
Organism: Momordica charantia (bitter melon)
Lineage: Eukaryota; Viridiplantae; Streptophyta; Magnoliopsida; Cucurbitales; Cucurbitaceae
Gene: NRP1
Product: NAP1-related protein 1
Biological process (GO): nucleosome assembly
Cellular component (GO): nucleus
Source: RefSeq, a predicted model, not a curated record
ACAAUCUUCUCAUUCCCCAACGAAGAGAGCGCCAGGGUUUUAGUUUUACACCUCUCUCUCUUCCCCAUUGCUCAUUGCUCUUCAAGAUGGUCGCUGACAAGGGCAAGAAGGCCAAGCUCCCCGAAAAGGGGGAAGACGACAAUUCCGAGGUCAUCGACGAGAAACUCGUUCUCUCCAUCGAGAAGUUGCAGGAAAUUCAAGACGAGCUCGAGAAGAUCAAUGAGGAGGCCAGUGAUAGAGUCUUGGAAGUGGAGCAGAAGUACAAUGAGAUACGAAAGCCUGUUUAUGAUAAGCGGAAUGACAUUAUCAAAUCAAUUCCUGAUUUCUGGCUAACAGCUUUCUUGAGUCAUCCUGCUCUUUGUGAACUUUUGACUGAAGAGGAUCAAAAGAUAUUCAAACAUCUCACCUCCCUAGAAGUGGAAGAUUUUAAAGAUGUCAAAUCGGGUUACUCGAUUACUUUUAACUUCAACUCCAACCCUUAUUUUGAAGAUACAAAGCUGACGAAGACCUUCACCUUUCUUGAUGAAGGAACAAGAAAAAUUAAUGCCACGUCGAUCAAAUGGAAAGAUGGAAUGGGUUUACCUAAUGGGUUUAAUCAUGAGAAGAAAGGGAACAAACGGCCUCAGACUGAGGAAAGCUUUUUUAGUUGGUUUAGCGAUACAGAACAGAAAGACAUCGACGACUUUCAUGAUGAGGUUGCAGAAAUUAUCAAGGAGGAUUUAUGGCCUAAUCCACUAUCUUACUUCCAUAAUGAGGCUGAUGAAGACGAAUUGGAGGAAGAAGAAUCUAAUGAAGAGGGAAAGGAAGAUGAUGACUCUGAAGAGGAUGAUGAUGAGCAAGAUGAUGACAAUGAUGUGGGUGAUGAUGAUGAUGAAGAUGAUGAGUAGAAUAGUGAAGUUUCCAUCACUCCAAAUGGCUCGUUUCUGUAAUAGUUACUUGGGUAUCAGGUGGUAAAGGAGAAUGUUGAUCGUUUCUUUUGGUAGCCUUCUUCCAAUGGGUCUAUAUGGUAGGGUAACGGUCUGUAAGUUCAGUUGGUCAGGCAUUUAGACUCGACUCUACUUCCUCCCUAAGAGCCCGUUCGUUUUUCUUCUUCGCCGUUGCCUAAAUUACUCUCUAAUACAUAGAUUGUUGAGGAUAUUGUGGUUUUAAUUUUAUGUUUCGUUCUAAUGCUAACAUUGGAGAAAGUAUUUUGGUGUGUAAAGUUAUUUGGAUUCCCCUUUAAUAUGAAUAUGCUAUUAAUUGUUGUUUUA